AUGGCUUAUGAUUUAGGAUUUGUUGUGGUAAUAGUAAGAUUUGACAUAGCUAUUGGUGUACAGGGAAGAAAAACGUUCGUCAUACUUGGAUGUGAAAGAGGGGGGAAAUAUCGGAAAUACAAAGCCGAUGCGGUGGCUAGUGUAUACGACACUCGUAAAUAUGAGUGUCCGUUUAGAUUAAAGGGUAAACCAUGUUCAGAUGGAGCUGGAUGGGUGUUGAAGGUGAUGUGUGGACAUCACAACCAUGAGUUGGCUGAAACUUUAGUUGGUCACCCUUACGAAUACGAAUAUAGACUUUCGUUGCUUGAGAUUGUGGGUAUGACGUCUACAGGGUUAACCUUCUCAACAACAUUUGCUUUCUUGUCUACUAAAAGGCAGAGUAAUUUCACAUGGGCUUUGGAAAAGCUGAAAGGUUUAUUUUUAACAUCUGAGGGUGGUCCUAAAGUCAUUGUCACUGACCGAGACUUGGCUUUGAUGAAUGUCAUUGCAAAUGAAAAUGUGAUGGAUUGUGAUGAUGAAAGCUUGUUUGUUGAGUAUGUGAAUGGUUUUCAAUACACAAGUAGUUCAUGGCCUUUGUUCUUUGAAUAUGUGAAUCAGACUUGGAUUAUUCUGUACAACACAUACUUUGUAAAGUUCUGGACGAACAAAGUAAUGCAUUUAGUGAACACAACCACAAAUAGGGCUGAAUCUGCUCAUUGGAGCCUGAAGAAAGUUCUGGGCAAUAGUAUGGGUGAUUUGUGUUCUUGUUGGGAUAAUAUUCAUAACGUCAUUAUCCUACAACACAAUAAGAUUAAGGCGUCAUUUGAAAGUAGUCUGUUGCUCACGAGUGACCAUUUUAAAGGCUAUAGAUAUAGAGAACUUAUUAGACGUGUGUCUCGAUAUGCAUUGGAUCUCAUUGCUAAGGAAUUGAAAAUAGUGCAGCAGAUAGGAUUGGACUCCUCAAAGUGUGGAUGCAUAUUGAGACGUACAUUUGGUGUCCCAUGUACAUGUGAAUUAGCACGAUAUGAUCCUAAGAUGAUCCCUAUAGUUGAAACAAGUAGAAGAACGAUCAAUGAGGUUGACAUUGGCGGUAAAGUCACCAUCAAGCAGAAGUUACUUGAGAUUGUUUGUCCUACAUUGACAUCAAUGGUCCCUCAAUUACAUAAAGUGAAGACAAAGGAUGCACAAAAAAGUAAAGUUCAACGAAGUGAAAGGUCUACCACGCGGGAUCCAUCAUAUUUUGAGUAUGUGGACGCCUUUCAUUCAACCAUAGAAUCUUCAUAUGUGAGAAGUAAAUUACAAUCAAAGCCAAAAGCAGUGAAGAAAAGGAGAGUUCCAAUGAUAGACCAGUUUCAUUCUACUACUCACCCCUUCAUUGUGGACGUUGUUGAUGUUGUGGCUGAUGGUCACUGUGGGUAUAGAUGCAUUGUUGCGUUGUUGGGACUCGGAGAAGAUUCAUGGCCUGUUAUCAGGAAUGAGUUGUAG
Vigna angularis (adzuki bean) is the source of this 1464-nucleotide messenger RNA. RefSeq lists its product as uncharacterized. Bases 1 to 1464 code for a protein of 487 amino acids. Lineage: Eukaryota; Viridiplantae; Streptophyta; Magnoliopsida; Fabales; Fabaceae. The record is from RefSeq and is a predicted model, not a curated record. The transcript is spliced from 5 exons.